Molecule: messenger RNA, 1188 nt
Organism: Suricata suricatta (meerkat)
Lineage: Eukaryota; Metazoa; Chordata; Mammalia; Carnivora; Herpestidae
Gene: NDUFB5
Product: NADH:ubiquinone oxidoreductase subunit B5
Exons: 6
Coding region: 65-634 (189 amino acids)
Source: RefSeq, a predicted model, not a curated record
GUUGGUAAAUUGGCUCUUUCGGCUCCCGUUACUCUCCCCGGUUUUUCAAUUGCCCGUAGUAGCCAUGGCGGCCAUGAGUUUAUUGCAGCGGGCCUCGGUCACUGCAGUGGCAGCUCUUUCUGGCCGCCGGCUUGGCGCUCGACUUGGAUUCGGGGGCUUCCUCACCCGUGGCUUUCCGAAGACUGUUGCUCCUGUGCGAUGCAGCGGAGAUCAUGGGAAAAGGCUGUUUAUCAUCAAACCUUCUGGAUUCUAUGACAGGCGUUUUUUGAGUUUACUGAAAUUCUACAUUUUGUUGACUGGGAUUCCAGUAGCAAUUGGCAUAACUCUGGUGAAUGUAUUUAUUGGCGAAGCUGAAUUAGCAGAAAUUCCAGAAGGCUAUAUCCCAGAACACUGGGAGUACUUCAAGCAUCCUAUCUCAAGAUGGAUUGCCCGAACUUUCUUUGAUAGUCCUGAAAAGAAUUAUGAAAAAACAAUGGCUAUCCUUCAAAUUGAAGCUGAAAAGGCUGAUUUACGGUUAAAGGAGUUAGAAGUCCGAAGGUUAAUGCGUGCCAGAGGCGAUGGUCCCUGGUAUCAGUAUCCGACCAUUGACAAGGCACUGAUUGAUCGUUCUCCAAAAGCAACUCCCGACAACUAAUCCUUUGUUUCUCUAAAUACAAAGUAUAUUCUCUUUAGGGGAAAAUUAAUUAAUAUAAUCUGUACUUUUGUUCACAUGAUGAAUAAAAAAUCUUCCAUUGCUUUUUUUUCUCAGCAUUGGUUCAGAUUAGGAGUUUGUGUUGGAUUUCAUUUUUUUUUUCAGUUUUAUUGAGCUAUAAUUGACAAAACGCUAAGGUUUUUGAAGUGUACAUUAUGAUGAUUUGGUAUACAUUGUGAAAGGCAGAUUAAGAUUUGAUUUGUGGGUUUUGGUUUCCUCCUUUAAGACUUAUCAUAUAAUUAAAAAGAAACUUGGACAAAUAGAAAUUUACAAGCUCCUAAAGGUGUAACUUUAAAAGUUUAAUGUUUUAUUUGUCUGAUAAUUAGAAAUGAGAGAAGUCUAAUUAUGUUAAGUAUCAAGAAAUAUAGUAGUUUACAUACAUAUCUGUAUUGUAGAUAUCUAGAUUAUUCAGGGGCAAUUUAGAAUUUUAAAUUACAUAAAUAUUGGGUUAACUAUAACGUAAUGACACCUUAAUAAAUAACUUUCCAGUGAACAAA